AUGUCCAGCCUUCAAGGUAAAGUUUGCUUAGUUACUGGAGCAACGCGAGGAAUUGGCAAAGGUAUCGCUGUCAUACUUGGCGAAGAGGGUGCUACGGUUUAUAUUACAGGACGUACUCUUGAAGCCAAGCCAGGCUUAUCUGGAUCAUUAAAAGAAACUGCCCAGGAAAUUGAUGCAGCUGGUGGUAAAGGUAUUCCUAUCCAGUGUGAUCACUCUAAAGAUGAAGAUAUUGCCAAAUUAUUUGCAACUAUUGCAAAAGAACAAGAUGGUCGAUUAGAUAUCUUGGUCAAUAAUGCAUACGCUGGAGUCCAGGCUAUCUUUGACAACUCCCAAAAGAAGUUUUGGGAACAGCCCGACAACAUGUGGGAUACUAUUAAUGGAGUUGGUUUGAGAGCCCACUAUAUCGCAACAUGUCAUGCCUCAAGGUUAAUGGUUCCUCGUAAACAAGGUUUAAUCGUUAACAUUUCCUCGGCUGGAGGUUUACGAUACCUCUUUAAUGUUGCUUAUGGUAUUGGAAAAGCUGGGGUGGAUAGAAUGGCUGCAGACUGUGGUUACGAGUUAAAAAAAUCUAAUGUUGCCAUGGUGUCUUUAUGGCCCGGCCCUGUUAAAACUGAAUAUGUAUCUAAAAACUUGAAUGAGCGAGACGAGAUGAAAUCGAUAUUCAGCGAUGCAGAAGAUCCAACAUUUAGCGGAAAAGCAGUGGUGGCUAUGGCAAAUGAUCCUAAUAUUAUGAAAAAAACCGGAAAGAUAGUAACCACUGCUGACUUAUCAACCGAAUAUGGGUUUACUGAUAUUUCUGGAAAUCGUCCCUCCAACAUUCGUAGUGUGAAAGAUAUGCUAAAAUUCUCUGGAUCAAAUCUGGCACCUAUUGUACCAGGAUGGAUUCGGCUACCAUGGUGGGUUAUUGCAGCUACAACGCACAAGUUUUAA
This is a messenger RNA of Trichoplax adhaerens, 930 nucleotides long. RefSeq lists its product as uncharacterized. Bases 1 to 930 code for a protein of 309 amino acids. Lineage: Eukaryota; Metazoa; Placozoa; Uniplacotomia; Trichoplacea; Trichoplacidae. The transcript has 9 exons. The record is from RefSeq and is a predicted model, not a curated record.